AUGCUUAGACUUAAGUGUGCUUCGCAGCGCUAUGACUGGGGAAAGGUGGGCAUGAACAGCAUUGUCUACCAAUUACAGGUCGCAUCAGAAAAUCCGGACAUCUUUCAUGUCGAUUUACCCUACGCAGAACUGUGGAUGGGUACUCAUCCCUCUGGGCCUUCCUGUCUCUGGGACAAUCCGCAUGUUACCUUGGCAACCCACAUUCAGGAGAAUCCUGCUUCUCUCGGAAAGCUCUCUUUGAUCUACUUUGGGCGACGCUUGCCCUUCCUCUUCAAAGUGCUUUCAGUUGCUAAGGCACUCUCUAUUCAAGCACAUCCUGAUAAGAAAAUGGCGGUUCGUUUGCACGCAGAGCAGCCAGACCUCUACAAAGACGGGAGUCACAAGCCCGAGAUGGCAAUUGCGCUGACCGAUUUUGAGGCGUUGCUGGGAUUCCGUCCACUCAACCAAAUUCUUGCCUUUAUUCAAGCCUUUCCCGAGUUGGCCGAACUUACUACCCUGGAACUACCGUCCCCAGAGGAAAAGAGAGAUGUGCAACCUCCUUCCAUCAAACAACUCUACUCCAAUCUGAUGAGGUCUUCUUCAGAGAAAGUUGAAUCGACUAUCAAAUCCCUUUUGAAUCGCUUUACGACUGGUUUGAAGUCGGUCUGUGAUCCACCCCUUAGUAUUCCAGGUGUGGAUCCGCAGGAGGAAGAUGUCCAAGCGUUGGUUGAUCUCUUCCUCCGUCUAACGCAGGCAUUUCCUGGUGAUGUUGGCUGUCUCAGUAUUUUCUUUCUCAACUACAUCAGGCUAAAAUCGGGAGAAGCCAUCUUCUUAAAGGCGAAUACACCACACGCCUACCUCUCCGGCGACUGUGUAGAAUGCAUGGCCAACUCGGACAACGUGGUGCGCGCGGGUCUGACGCCCAAGUUCAAGGACGUGGAGAGGUUACUGGAGAUGCUGGAUUACACUCCACUAACAGAUUCGCUACGGCUCGGUGCGACUCAGCCGAUCCCAACGCCUGAGGGGAUUUCUCUGAAGUCAUUUAUACCUCCGGUGUCUGAGUUCGCAGUCGAUGUGAUUCAGUUCGACGCGGAGAGCCGAGGCUUUAGCCUCCCUUCAGUCCCCACGGCGAGUAUUCUCCUCUUUCUUCAUGGUCAAGGCACCAUCACAUGCUCCGGCACAGGCGAAGCCUGCUCACAAGAAACAAAAUUCGGUCCUGGCUUUGUCUACUUCGUGCCAGCCGAUAUGAUAGUCAAUUUGGUUUCGAAGGAGGAUAGAAAAGGUUCGUUGCAUGCCUUUCGUGCCUACGUGAACAGGAAGUGA
Molecule: messenger RNA, 1302 nt
Organism: Echinococcus granulosus
Lineage: Eukaryota; Metazoa; Platyhelminthes; Cestoda; Cyclophyllidea; Taeniidae
Product: putative mannose-6-phosphate isomerase
Exons: 7
Coding region: 1-1302 (433 amino acids)
Biological process (GO): GDP-mannose biosynthetic process; carbohydrate metabolic process
Cellular component (GO): cytosol
Molecular function (GO): mannose-6-phosphate isomerase activity; zinc ion binding
Source: RefSeq, a predicted model, not a curated record